Molecule: messenger RNA, 4287 nt
Organism: Hippocampus zosterae (dwarf seahorse)
Lineage: Eukaryota; Metazoa; Chordata; Actinopteri; Syngnathiformes; Syngnathidae
Gene: col8a1a
Product: collagen, type VIII, alpha 1a
Exons: 3
Coding region: 294-2525 (743 amino acids)
Molecular function (GO): protein binding
Source: RefSeq, a predicted model, not a curated record
AUAGCUCACCUCGAGAAAGCCCCUCCCCACCUCCUCCCUCCAAAAACGUUAUUAGCGGUGAUGUCACCGGUGAGCGGGCGCGAGACUGGAAUGUUUUCCCAAUGUUGAUCGAGACAAAGGAUUGUGGGUAUUGGCUACGUGUGAAUGGAGAGAGCGAGAUGCAUGUGUAAGCUUGUGUGCAUGUCAUCCGCGACGCCGCUGUGCGAAGCCUUGCCUAAAGCAAACGCGGGCAGCGACGAGCUCACUACUACUCAUUUCGAGGCCAUGUUUGCUGUUGUCUUACAGCCUCGGUCAUGCUGCCCCUUGGCCCCCCAUUCCUCCUGACCCUGCUGCAGUUGAUUGUACUUACAUAUGUAAGUGAUGGAAAGUACUAUGGACACAAUCAGCACCCUCAAGCCUACCAGCAGCAGAUGCAAAUGCAACAUCUCCAACACAUGGGCAUGGGCAGUGAAGGCUACCCCCAGCAACAGUACAUCGGCAAAGAUGCGCCCUAUAUGCACUAUCCCCAAUAUAGGAAAGAACCCCCCCAAAUGCCCAUAAUGAAGGGCAAAGAAAAGGCUCGCAAAGGGGGUGUCUAUAAUGGUGGACAAGACAAAGGUCAGACAAUACCAAGUGGUGCUGAGGGAAUUCCCCAAGGACAACCUGGUCCAGCUGGCCCACCUGGUCCAGAAGGACCUAUAGGUCCCCCUGGACCUCCAGGCAACGGCCAACUAGGACCAGCAGGGCUACCUGGACCUCCAGGUCAACCAGGACUACCUGGGAUGGGUAAACCAGGGUUACAAGGACCACCAGGCAGACCGGGAGGGCCCGGUCUGCUUGGCCGGCCAGGAGAAAUGGGCCCUAGGGGCGAACAGGGGCCGUCCGGGCAACCAGGACGCCAAGGUCCACCAGGACCACCUGGCCUACCUGGAUUAGGUAAACCAGGUGUCCAGGGACUGCCAGGCCAACCAGGGAUGAAAGGAGAGCCAGGCCACAAAGGACUGCCAGGACUUCCUGGAUUACAAGGACCCAAAGGCGAUAAAGGAAUGGGACAACCAGGGCAACCAGGUCAUAAAGGUCUGCCCGGACCCCAGGGCCCUCCUGGGGCAAGAGGUUUACCUGGUUUUGGAAAACCAGGUUUGAAUGGAAUGCCAGGCCCACAAGGACCUCCUGGAGAUAAGGGGCAUCCAGGGCUGAAAGGACUAAGUGGGCCACCGGGUGAAGGAGGACCACCAGGCCCGCCUGGUCUGCCGGGGCAAGGAAAACCAGGUCAAAAUGGUCUACCUGGACAGCCAGGCAUGCAGGGUGUGAAAGGUCAUCCGGGACCACCUGGUUUACCAGGAAAGCCAGGAGUACCUGGCUUUGGAAAGCCAGGCCUCCAAGGACCAAAGGGUGAUCAAGGUAUGAAUGGACUACCUGGACCCCUAGGACCAAAGGGAGAUAAAGGUCAUGCAGGAUUACCUGGUAUGAUUGGACCUGUUGGCCCAAGUGGUCAACCAGGACCUCCAGGACCCAAGGGGCCAUCAGGAGGUGUAGGCUUACCAGGUCCAAAAGGAGAAUGUGGUGAAGGAGGACCUAAAGGGAUUGACGGAAUUCGGGGUGACUCCGGUACGCCUGGAUUACCUGGCACUGAUGGUUUACCUGGAGAACGUGGAAGUCCAGGGCCGAGAGGUCCACAAGGACCAAGUGGCACCAAAGGAGACAAUGGACAUAAAGGCCUUCCUGGCCCACCAGGUCAGCCAGGACUUCCUGGGCUCAAAGGAGAAGGUGGAUUUCCUGGUGAAAUGGGACCUCAGGGUCCGAAAGGAAUCCCUGGUAUGGAUGGUGCAGCAGGGCCAAUCGGACCACCUGGACUUCAAGGGCCAAAAGGAGGUUUUGGCCCUCCUGGUCCACCAGGCAUUGCAGGUGUAGGCAUUCCAGGUCAUCCUGGUCCUAUCGGACCUCGGGGGAAAGAAGGCCCAUCAGGUCCCCAAGGACUGAGCGGACCACCAGGCCCUCCUGGCCCACCAGGAGAACCUGGUGUGUCUCCGGACUUGGCUGGAGUGCUCUCCCAAAUGGGCCCCGGCCUGGAUGGUGAAAAGGCUGGUGGCUACGGUAAAAAAGGCAAAUAUGGAGGAAAUGGUGCAGAAGUCAUGGGAGCAAGCGGGCUGGAAAUGCCAGCAUUCACAGCUAUUUCAUCCGCUCCAUUCCCGCCCGUGGAGACUCCGGUGGUGUUUGAGAAGCCUUUGUACAACGGUCGCCAAAACUUCAACCCCCAAACGGGAAUAUUCACCUGCGAAGUCCCUGGCAUUUAUUACUUUGCCUACCACAUCCAUUGCAAAGGAACCAAUGUGUGGGUGGCCCUGAUGAGGAACAAUGAGCCGGUGAUGUAUACAUAUGAUGAAUACAAGAAGGGAUACUUGGAUCAAGCAUCAGGAAGUGCAGUCUUACCUUUACAGCCAGGGGACACGGUGUACAUUCAGCUGCCCUCAGAUCAAGCUGCAGGACUUUACGCCGGAGAGUACGUGCACUCGUCUUUCUCCGGAUUUCUACUGUAUCCAUUGUAAGCGAAAAGUAAAGAAUAGGAGAUGGGCUGCAUUUUUGUUGCCAAAAAGUGGACUUUUAAGUAACAAUCUGGGAACGUCAUCACUGCAGAUGAGAAGGCGGUUUGGUUAUCACAAGGAAGGACGAUGGUCUGUAUCUAAAACCCAUUUUACACCACAGAGCCAUUAGUCUAUGUGCCAUUUUAUACGUAUAAAAGUAUAGAAUAACCUAUGAUAAGGCAUUCACCGAGGACCUGGAGGAUUUAUCGUAUUCCCUCAAAUAGUGGCCUCCUAGAAUAGACACGGUGUCUCAAUUAGUCCGCGGGUGUGUCGCCAAUUUGAAGUCUGCCGUUAACCAAAACAGAAGCACCAAAAGAGGGAUGUGAAACAGUCUCUCACAUAAGAGUGCCAUACUGCUGUUUGUUGUAAACAAUAAUUAAUGAUGAUUUUACAUUAUGGGGAGACUAGAUUCGAGUUCCAGUAGACUCUGCCAUGUCGCUCCAGAAUGUAGUGUGCGUCCAAGUGUACAUUCCUGGCAUCGAUGCGCCUUUUUUUUCCUCCUAGUCACUAAUUUCUUUCUGCAUUUUCUCCAUUAUCAUAAAAAAAGAUAUACAUUAUAUUGAUGUAUAAAUUGAUAUGAUUUUUCUAGAAAUCGCAUUUAUACAAAUAAUAGUGGACGUCUCCGCCCAUCUGCAGUUGAGUCGCCAAAUGCCCCUGCCCCCUAGAUGAGAAAAUCCGUUAGUUUUGAUGUAAUUCCGGCAAACCAAGUGAAUGCAGUUUAUUUGUGUUUCAACGUGAGGACAGGAAGGGAAUUUGUAAAGUAUGCAAAGAACAACUGAACAUAAAAUAUUGUUGCAAUAAGGCGUUUAAGAAAAUUAGGAAAAGUGACAGCUACCCAAUGUGGCAAAGAAUGUGAAGUUCAGCCAAAAACGUGAACAGAUACAUUGAUGAUGAUUGAUAUACCCCCCCACCCACCUCAUCCAUACCAAUGUGUAAAUACAACUAUUGCCUUAAAUCAAUCGGAGCAAAACAGAUCACAGAUUUAUGUUGGUCAAGCUCAGAAAGAGCUUAAACAUUCCAGUGUUGUGCCACAUGGAGUAUAUACACAUUUUUGUGAGUAACAUUUUUCAGAGAAUAAUGUCAAAUGAACUGUGCUUUUUUUACUUACUUAUGCCUGCUUUGCUCUAAUUCUGCGAGGAACUUUAACAGAUUUGGCGGUGUGAUCAAUGCCCUGCAGAGAAUUUAAAACUAGAUGCAAUACCACUCCCUACGAACAAGAAACAGAAGAGGCAUUUGUUAUGAAAGCAAAUGUGAAUGGAUAAAGAAGUCAUUUUGAAAUCAUUGUCAAAUUUCAUUAAAAAAUUCCAUUCCUAACCAAUGUCACAAUAUCUGUUUGUUUUGGUUUUUUUUUUCAGAUUAGUCUUUAUCGUACAGUGAUUUCAUUUCUGUAAUUGUUGCUGCCAAUCUGAAAUGUAUAACGGCAGGAAAAUUAUAUUUAAAAGGGGGAAAUGAAACAACAUUGGUGUAAAGAUGUGUCAAAAGUGAUGGGACAUGGGUGAGUACUUAUGUCAGUAAUUUAUUAUUUGGUCCGAUAAUUGCCUAACAUAUAGGUGCAAGAGGAGCGUGGGGGAGGAAUUCUGAAAAGAAAAUAAAAAAGUAUUUUUCUUUCGAAGCAUGGUGCUAAUAUUGUUAUUGUAACCUGAGAGUUAAUGUAUUAAUGUUUCACUGUUAUAAUAAUUAUUUUUUUGUCGAUGCUGUUUUUCUAAAUAAAGAUGUUAGUGAAAAU